AUGGAGCAUGGUAUGCCGGGAGCCGUGGACGGUGGAGUCGGAAAGCUCGCCUCUAUGUUAUUUAACGAGGAAAAGAUCUUGAAUAGCGAUGCAGCGCAGAUGUUGAUGGCAGAGGCAGAUCCUGGAGACAUCCUCUUCAACUGUCUGCCGGAGCCCAGAACCCAUCCGUAUCGUUCUCUUGUGGCGGAAGAGACCUUCCCGUUCGACGCCGGGCGACAUGAGGCCCCAAGCACUAUCCCCGAAGCGACCAAGCAGACAACUUUCAGAUACUUCUGCGCCAUCCAGUGCUUUUCAAUCGCUCUCUCGAAGCCAGGCCUGGUUGACCCCGUCUCAGAGUCCCUCCGCGCGGCUGCCGAGGCGUUCGCAAAGAACACCAACGUUAUCACCUUCAUUGGCGAGUUGGCUUCUGUGGCCCUCGAUUCGACGUCCGACAUAAACAUUGGAGAAGGCUCUACCAACAAAAAAUUCGAGCACCUGGCGUACUAUAGGUGGCUCGCCCUCGGCGCCAAGGACGAAGACGACCCCUUCGAAGAUCAUCCCAAAAAGAAGAAAGCACCAUCACACAAGCACAUCCCGACCGACAUCCUGUCCAGCGUCUGUGGAAACUGUGGCAAGGGCGGUGCUAACCACAACUGUGACAAGUGCCUCAUCCGGAGCGAUGGCCGCAGCGCCUUCAAGCAGGCCUACUGCAACAAAGCCUGCAAGCUUGCCCACGGGGCCGCACACAAGACAGCCUGCGAGGAAAUGCAGCGAGUCAGCCGCGCAGCAUCCAUGUUCAAAGAGGUGUUUGUGCACUACCUCCUCAAGAUGAACUACCACGACCUCACGGACAUCACCGAGAAGGACGGGCUGGUCGUCAACACUCUGGCGAGCCUCGCGCCCAAGGCCUACACCGGAGGCAUUGCCUUCCACAGCUUUCCUACCCAUCUGGCUCGCACUCGCGAGGAGGCCGUGGCGUCCCUGCUGGCUAUCCAGACCCGCGAGUGCCUGGACAACUUUGAAAACAUGCUCAAGACCUUCUUCAGAAGAGUUGGCACCGACCUUGUCAUUUUCUUUGGCGGAGCGAUCACAACUAGACUCCCCCUGGUCAAGUCGAUUGAGCGCGUCUCUGUGCUCCCGAAAAACGUCGAGCGCCCGGCCUGCAACGUGGACGGCGACAAGUCCGGCAUACUGAAGCAUUUCAUCUCCAUGGAGAGCCAUGACCUGAUCCGCCUCACGACUGAGUCAGGGAUCGAGCUCGCAUUCGACCCAACCGGCGCCCAGUUUGGUUGGUCAGAGGUCAUCACGCCGUGGGAGGCGUACGAAAGCCAUCGAGUCCAGCAAAUCAUCUCGGCCACCGGCCCCAAUGACAUCGUGAGGCCGGAAAAGCACCAGUAUAUGUUGAUGAGGUACGGGUCGGCACAAGGCCAGCAGGUGGCGGAGGUCCUCACCACACGAACCAUCAUGAUGAUCAAGCUGACCACGGUCCUCAACGCGGAGAUUUUCAAGGGCGGCGGCAUGUUCAAUAUGACGAAUCUCGGCCACGAUGAGUUCCUGUCCACCCAGGGUCGUCUCUUGGAGGCUUGCAAAGAUGCCAUCGACAGCCGGGCUCUGAACUGGUACUCUGAUCCCAGCAACCGAUUCUUCAUGAACAGCUUCUUGAUUCCCGAGGUGUGCGGCACGACGGAGGACGCCGACAGGCUCAAGAAAGUCUGGCUGCACCAGGCAUUGUAUGAGGCGCUCAAGGACAAGCAGACCGACUUGCACCGCCUGUGGUUCCCUCUGCUUGACAAGGCCGGGCUCUACCACAAUAUGCCUGGCUCCCCUGCUUAUCCUUUUGGCAGUGCUGCCUUCCUCUGA
Molecule: messenger RNA, 1839 nt
Organism: Thyridium curvatum
Lineage: Eukaryota; Fungi; Ascomycota; Sordariomycetes; Thyridiales; Thyridiaceae
Exons: 1
Coding region: 1-1839 (612 amino acids)
Source: RefSeq, a predicted model, not a curated record